AUGUCACGAAGUUAUUAUACAUUUGUUCUACUUUGUUUCUUUGCUCUUAAUGUCAUAAUAAUUGAGAGUCGAUCAAUAUCCGAAGAUACUAUUAAAUCUAUUCUCAGUGAUCCAUUGAAUGAUGAUCAUCGAAAGUUAUUACAUGCUUUUACUGGUUAUCGUCAUCGCUUUGAACAAUCUUCUAAUUUCAAAGCACUUCGAUGGACAUUAGGAAAUCAAAAAAUGUCUGGAUUAUGUGAUCUUUGUGAUCUAGGCGUACCUCUAAUUCGAUUACUCCUUGAACUUAAUCAAACUAGUCUCAUUGACGAAGUAGUUGGCAUCUUUUGUAGAGAAUAUAUUUUACUUGAUGAAAAUGUCUGUCUUGGUGCUGCUCAUGAAUAUAUGGGUGUAAUGUUUCAAGUUGUUGAAUUAACUCAUUUUAAUAAUAAACAACUUUGUUCAUUAGCAUUUGAAUGUGAACCACAAAGAGAUUUUCCUAUUUUUAGUUGGAAUGUAACAUUUCCUGAUAAACCAAAACCAUCACCUAGACCGCCACAACCUCCAUCACCAGAUUCACCAAAAUUGAAUAUUCUUCAUUUGUCUGAUUUGCAUGUUGAUUUUUCCUAUAAACCAGGAUCACAAGCUGAUUGUUCACAACCUUUAUGUUGCAGAGCAGGUCAACCAGUUCCUGGUCAUAUAGGUGCUGGUUUUUGGGGUGAUUAUCGAAAUUGUGAUAUUCCUUUUUGGACAGCUCAAGCUCUAUUGAAAUAUGCUGCCGAGAUCGAAAAAGUAGAUUUUAUUUAUUAUACAGGUGAUUUACCAGCUCAUAAUGUUUGGAAUCAAUCUCUGAGACCUGGUUUAAGAUUGAUCUCACUCAAUAUGAAUUAUUGUUCGAGAGAAAAUUUUUGGGUGCUUAUUAAUACGACUGAUCCACUUGGUCAACUACAAUGGUUAAUUCAAUGGUUACAAUAUGCUGAAGAUCAUGAAGAAAAAGUACAUAUUAUUGGACAUCAUCCACCACGAUCUUGUUUAGCAUCAUUUGGAUGGAAUUUUUAUAAGAUUGUUAAUAGAUAUGAAAAUACAAUAGCUGGUCAAUUUUAUGGACAUACACAUUAUGAUGAAUUUUUAAUGUUUUACGAUGAAGAAGAUCAGAAACGUCCUGUAUCGAUGGCUUAUAUGGGACCAUCGUUGACAACAAGUUCGUAUUUAAAUCCCGGUUAUCGAAUCUAUUCAAUUGAUGGUGAAUAUCCUGGAAGUUCUUAUUGGGUACUUGAUCAUCGUACAGUAAUUAUGAAUUUAACUGCAUCGAAUAUAUAUAAUAAAACAAUUUUUAUUGAUGAAUAUGAUGCUCGUGAUGCAUAUCAAAUGGAAUAUUUAUUUCCUAAUGAUUGGCAUAAUCUUGUACAAAGACUACAAAAUGAUUUAGAUGGUUCAAUAAUGAGUUUAGUUUAUCAAUAUUAUACAAAAUCAUAUGCUAAUGGAAACCAAUGUGAUCAUAAUUGUCGUCGAGGACUUUUAUGCAGUUUCAUAAGAGCACGAGAAAAUGAUACUCAUGCAUGUGAUUCUAUUCCACCAUUACUUUUAUAA
Molecule: messenger RNA, 1566 nt
Organism: Rotaria sp. Silwood1
Lineage: Eukaryota; Metazoa; Rotifera; Eurotatoria; Philodinida; Philodinidae
Source: the annotation of a GenBank genome assembly